Molecule: messenger RNA, 4100 nt
Organism: Malaya genurostris
Lineage: Eukaryota; Metazoa; Arthropoda; Insecta; Diptera; Culicidae
Exons: 1
Coding region: 1090-4041 (983 amino acids)
Source: RefSeq, a predicted model, not a curated record
AACUUUUUCUGUUUUAAAACUCUGUGGUUUCUUCUUAAAUAGAUUCCUUAGUUCUACGACAAUGAACCAAGUAAAAUGUAUGUAAUUUGUAUCAUCCCAUCAUUGUGAAAGUUCGAGCUUUAUUACUGCGCUAAUUCUAUCUAAGUUCCCAUGCUAACUUAUUCAUGUAAUCACUUAAUUGGACGCUCUCCUGCCGGUGCCACUAAUCGAUCCGCGUGCCACGCUUUGUAAAGCGUGUACUUCCGAUAACAAUCAACGCACUGUUUCGAAACUAUCAUUACCCACGAUUGUGAGGCAGGAUGAUAAGAUCCAUAAAUGAUAACUGCUUGAGAGAAAAAAGUCGAGAUAGGAUUUCCCCCCUCCCGCAUCGUUUAAUUAACUCGAUAACAAAGUAAUAACACACGGAUCAUUCCCACCCUGGAAACGCGAUGACCGGUGAAUACGAAACUGAUCAAAACAAACACUUCAAAGCCCCCAACCCCCCGCUCAAGCUCAAGGUCAACUGAUCAUGAGCUGUUCAAGCAUAAUCGUCCGAUUCCAAAACAUGGGGGUUCUUCACUUCAAGAAAAAAAAAAUCAAUAAUCAAUUCACUAUCCGUUUCGGUAUAGGCACAUUCACCUCCCGAUAAUCAGGUUUACUUUGUUAUGAUUCGCACCCAUAGUUGUGAAGAUCGAUCGAUCCUAACCUCAUCGAAGAGAGACACGCUGGCUAUGGAUGGAUUCUAUCGUCUCAUGUUAUAACACAAACGUCAUCCCUUUGGCCAGGACUGUUCGGAUGAUUUGUCAAUGUGGUCAUUUGUUUGGAUUACCAUGUGGACAGGUUUCCUGUCGCGCCAGUUCUCUCUUGUAGUCUUGUAGUUAGUUUAGUUAAAUCAGCAACGUGAAAGUACUGUUGCUGAUAUGAUCGAGAGUGUGAUCCUCUCUGAAAAACUUUUGCACGCAAAGCAAAGGAUGCCUGAAUGAAACCACCACCACCGACAGUCGACAAUGAGCAGCAAGGCGCGGCGGACGUGUUUUGAAUUUGCGAUCGUGCGCAUUAAUCGUGAUAUUUGAUGAUAAUUUUUUUUUGUUUUGUUGCACUCGCGUUGAAAUGAACUUUGUGAGGAAUGCAGUGGUCUCUACUGGCGGUGCAAGUUUGCUGAUUUUCGUAACCGUUGCUGCUAUUGUCAUCCUUCUCGAUCGGUGCGGUGUCUCCGGCCGGGUGUACAAGAAGUGUGAGCUGGCACGUGAGUUGGCGCUAAAACAAGUCCCGGAAGAUCAGAUCACCGAUUGGCUGUGUAUCGCCGAGCAUGGCUCGAAGCUGAACAGUUCGGCUGUCAAUUUGAAGUACAAAAAAUUUGGCGGUUCGGCUUACUACGGGAUCUUUCAGAUUAGUGAUCUUUACGGUUGCUUGAAGAGCAGCUCGAUCUGCGGGUUGACCUGUGCCGAUCUGAGAGAUGACGAAGUGGAAGAUGAUAUUGAUUGCAUGAGAAAAAUUUAUGACGAGUACAGUCGCGAAAUCGGCGAUGGGUUCGCGGCUUGGCCCACCCAUAAAACCUACUGUCAGGAUCCAGUGAACCGAGUGUCGUUCGGAGAUUGCUUGAACGAGGAAGUGCUCCGUUUUCAAGCAUACUACAAGAAGAAAAAAGCCAAGUCCAAAAAAGAGGACCUGGUGAUCGGUACUCCCGUUGGUAAAGUGUACGAUCGUUGCGAGUUGGCUGUGGAACUUCGGGACAAAUAUCAGCUACCAGAGGGACAAAUUGCUACUUGGGUAUGCAUAGCAUAUCACGAGAGUAGGUUCAACACUUCGGCCGAAGGUCGAUUGAACGCGGAUGGCAGUGGUGAUCACGGUCUGUUUCAAAUCAGUGAUAUUUAUUGGUGCUCGGCAACCAACUUUCCGGGGAAAGCUUGUGGGGUGACAUGCGAGGAUCUACGAAACAACGAUAUCAGUGACGACAUUCGUUGUUUACGGAAAAUAUUCGAUGAACAUCAACGAAUCUCCGGCAAUGGGUUUACUGCGUGGACGGUUUAUCGACCGUAUUGUCAAGGAAGGGAAGAUAGUUUUGUGCACAAUUGCUUCGACGAUCAGACUCCUACGACGACGGGACUACGUCCAAGACCUGGAAUUACGGCCCCGACAAGUCGGCCAGGCACCAAGACAUCUGGAACCGUAUCGACCGGUAAAAUCUACGAUCGUUGCGAAUUGGCGAACGAUCUCCUGCAUAAGUACAACAUUCCGAAAGAGCAAAUCCCGACCUGGGUGUGUAUCGCAUAUCACGAGAGCGGUUUCAACACUUCCGCAGAAGGUCGGCUGAAUGCGGAUGGUAGCGGUGAUCAUGGAUUGUUCCAGAUCAGUGAUAUUUACUGGUGCUCUCCACCAGGAAAUGGCUGGGCAUGUUCGGUGAGUUGUGACCAGCUGAAGGAUAACGAUAUCGCUGAUGAUGUCCAGUGCAUUCGUACAAUUUACGAAGAGCACCAAAGACUUUCCGGUGACGGCUUCAACGCCUGGUCUGUUUACCAACCGCACUGCAAGGAUAAGUCUGCCAAUUAUGCUCAAGGAUGUUUCGGAUCGGAUGAAGUUCAAGCCGUAACUUCGGCUUUGCCAAAGCCAGGAAUAACCGCCCCAACACGUGCUCCUUCGAGAACAUCCCUUAUCACAAAAGGAAAAGUAUACAAGCGUUGCGAGUUGGUCCGAGAGUUGCAUUUCAAGCACCAUUAUUCGAUUGAGGAUGCUGCCACGUGGACCUGCAUAGCACAGUAUCAAUCAAAUUUCAACACAGCGGCCGUUGGAUCAGGUCCGGGAGAUGUAAAGUAUCACGGAAUGUUCCAGCUAAGUGACGAAUACUGGUGUUCACCUCCCGGUCGAGGAUGGGUCUGUGGAAUGCCGUGUUCUGAUUUGGAGGACGACGACAUCACCGAUGAUCUUGCCUGUAUGCGACACAUCUACGAAGAACAUCAGCGGAUCUCCGGAGAUGGAUUCAACGCAUGGGCCGUAUACCAACCGUACUGUAAAGGGAAAUCAACGGGGAUGGCGGAAGGAUGUUUUGAAGAGGGAGAAAACGCACUGGUUCCGGUUACUACGACAACUAGAAAACCCACCAAAAAGAAGAAUGUAGGGGUAGGAAAAAUUUAUCAACGGUGUGAGCUAGCGCAAGAACUGUACUACAAGCAUAGAUUACCGUUCGAACAAAUUGCAACUUGGGUUUGCAUUGCCCAUAGAGAAUCCAACUAUAACGUGUCUGCAAUCGGUAGGUUGAAUGCCGAUGGCAGUGAGGAUCACGGAUUGUUCCAAAUCAGUGACAUUUACUGGUGCUCGCCUCCCGGGAAAGGCUGGGUUUGCAAUAUACCGUGUUCGGAUCUGGAAGACAACGAUAUUACCGAUGAUCUGGAAUGCAUGAAACUGAUAUUCGAAGAGCACACCAGACUUUCCGGAGACGGUUUCAAUGCCUGGGCUGUGUACAGACCGUAUUGCAAGGGCAAUGCAGAUCAUUACAUCAACGGAUGUUUCGAUGAUCCAACAACGACGCCUCGUACUACGACUCGUGCAGCAAUAACUAGAACUACUCGUCAAACAACAAAAAGAACAACAUACUCCAGCUCGCCAGCGAUAACUUCGCGACUUACGAUCGAACCUUCGACAAGUUUGACCACGACCACGAAACCAACAUUGCCAUCCGAAACAUCUCGUAUAACUCAACAAACUAACCCCAAAAGCACAACGUCUCGUCCGACCAAUGGAUUCAGUAAAGCGACUACCAGUUUGUACGAAUUCUAUCUCCAUCAUUUUGGGCGACCAAACAGUACUCCGGUGACAUAUGCGCCUUUCGCAUUCAGGACAACAAAUGACCGGAAAACUUCCACGACCACUGCCACAACAACUACCACUCCCCGGUUUACCCUGAGAACCCAGUCAAAUGUUCCCAAAAUUGUCACAAGCACUGCCGCAACAAGGGCCACACAAUUUGUACGGUCUCCGAAGCUUGGAAGUACCAGUGUGACAUCCGCAAGCACCGCUAAGUAUUCAAACUUCGAUCAGCUAUUCGAUCGAUUCAAACAUGGAUGAAAAAUGAAUGGAAAUCGUAUUAUUUCUAAUAAAUAAAUUAAUUUUGUACAUAAACAGAA